ACACGUUUGUAGAAAUUAUUAAUAUGGCAGAAAUUCGUGUAUCUAGUGUUGUUUAAGCUGUGAAACUAAUUGACAAAACAGUAAUCUAUUACUAAAGAGUGCUGUGAUGUGUACAAAGUCGUGAAUUUUCUGGUCCCGUCCAUGUGAAAGUCUCUUUUUUGUGAAAAAAACUGACUAUAAUAAUAUCUUCGUAUCACAUUCAUUCCAAGUCAACAUCGAAGUUUUUGUGUUUUUUUUCCUUACGUUCAUCUACUUUGUUUAUUAUGAAUUUGAUUGUAUUCUGCCCUCAGUGACAUACAAUCAGAUUAAGUACAACAGUCUUUGCUUCAUUAUUACAGGUUAUUACAACGAGAUAUUGUCAUGGAUCUUCAUGGAUCCCAUGCAAUUGCACAACUUGUGUGUCACAGUAUACAAACAAAGUGGUUGUGGUAAUUGACAUAAAACAAAAGUGUGUUGGUGUGCCCUGGCAGGUAUUAUAUAUUGGAGCCACUGGGCUAUGGCCAACCUGAAUUUUGAGCAGCCUCCACGCAGUAUUGCGAAUACAAGCCUUACUUCGCGCGCGGGUGGUGGGGGGGGCUUAAAUUCAUCGACCCUUGCGGGUCAUGUCACGCCCACAUCGGGCAUGUUCUCAGGCUCAUCUGCAAGUACCUCAAGCACAGCGAACUCUGUGGUAGUGGUUACCAACGUUUAUCCUAGUGCAUCAGGAUCAGGAAGCACGCAGACCAAUCAUCAAUCCCAACAACAACAGCUCUCUCCUAUGAGUAGCAGAGGGCUGUUUGGACAAAGGGCUUUCACAGAUAGACGUACAAUGCCUGCUCUUGGAACCUCAAAUCCAAUGGGUAGUAUGGGCAGUUUUGGUAUACCUCCAAGUCGCAACUACGGAUCUCAAGGUGCGAUUAAUAAUUUCCAUUCUGUGUUUGGAAGUGGUGGAGGUGGAGAUACAAGUACACCCCCUCUAUUAGAUCUUUCGGAAUUUCCAUCUUUGACAAAUAGAGGUCAGGGUGAUUCCAUGCCCCAACCUAGUCCUAUGCCUGGAAAACAACCUUAUGUUGGAAUGGUAAAGCAACCAACAUCAGAGUCGAGUGAAUUUACUAUGAGUUCAGAAGAUUUUCCUGCUUUACCAGGCACACAAAACAGAGAAGGCCCAUCACCAGGUGGAAGUGUUUCUGGAGAUAAAAGUAUAUCCGUUGGUCUAGGUCCCGAAAUUGGCCAGGAUGUAUUGCAAGCAAACAGAGCACCUGGAUCUGAAAAAUCUCAGUCAUCUAAAAGAGGCAUUCAAACAUCCCCAGAUGGGAAGGUGACAAAUAUACCUGCGAGUAUGGUAAAAGAUCAAUUUGGAAUGGUUGGUCUCUUAACUUUUAUUAGAGCAGCAGAAACGGAUCCAAAUUUAGUAUCUUUGGCAUUAGGACAAGAUCUUACAGCAUUAGGAUUGAAUUUGAAUUCUCCUGAAAAUUUAUAUCAAAAUUUUGGUGGUCCUUGGGCAGAAACACCAUGUAGACCACAAGAUAUCGACUUUCAUGUACCACCAGAAUAUCUUAUUAAUGCAGCAAUCAGGGAUAAGUUAGCACCAGUUAAACUAAAUCGAUACAAAGAUGAUCUACUAUUUUAUAUGUUUUAUACAAAUGUCGGGGAUGUCCUCCAACUGGCAGCUGCAGCAGAAUUGUACAGCAGGGAAUGGAGAUAUCAUAUGGAGGAGAAAGUGUGGAUUACUCAAGCACCUGGAUUAGGACUUGUAGAAAAAACAUCGACAUAUGAACGUGGUACUUACUAUUAUUUUGAUGCGCAAAACUGGAGGAAGGUAGCUAAGGAAUUCCAUCUGGAUUAUACAAAACUAGAAAGUAGACCUCAUCUUCCCACAAACUUUCAUCAAACCCAGCCUUGACUACAGAUCUGCCUGCAGACCUUUGUGCUGUCUUUAAGCUGGAAAGGAAUCAGCUAUUGUAUAAAUGAACAAAUUUAAUAAUCUUUAAUAAAAAUAUAAAAUUUGAAGAGUAA
Messenger RNA from Vespa crabro (European hornet), 1995 nucleotides. Its product is annotated as CCR4-NOT transcription complex subunit 2. The transcript has 8 exons. Gene Ontology annotation, biological process: regulation of DNA-templated transcription; regulation of stem cell population maintenance; nuclear-transcribed mRNA poly(A) tail shortening. The record is from RefSeq and is a predicted model, not a curated record. The coding region runs from base 497 to 1882 and encodes 461 amino acids. Gene Ontology annotation, cellular component: P-body; CCR4-NOT core complex. NCBI's taxonomy places the organism in Eukaryota, Metazoa, Arthropoda, Insecta, Hymenoptera, Vespidae.